Colletotrichum graminicola M1.001 is the source of this 435-nucleotide messenger RNA. RefSeq lists its product as uncharacterized. The transcript is spliced from 3 exons. Lineage: Eukaryota; Fungi; Ascomycota; Sordariomycetes; Glomerellales; Glomerellaceae. The record is from RefSeq and is a predicted model, not a curated record. The coding region runs from base 1 to 435 and encodes 144 amino acids.
AUGGGUCGUCUUAUUAAGAACCACUGGGCUCGCCUUAUUGUUAUAAGUGCCGCAGUUUACCAACUUGCCGCCGCCGUAGAGGGCUUCUUCUAUCCCAAGAUCUUCUGGGACUUUUUGACAAAGUCCUUGGACCCGGCGGUCAAGCCCGUGCCAGUGUUGCAGAUUAUAAACCUGAUCAUGGCUCUGUUCAUGGUGGCUCUGGAGUGGCCUCUGGUGUUCCUCGCCGGCUCGGCAGUUCACCGCAGUCUGGAGUUUCGCCUCAUCAUUCUCCCUCUCACUUCUCUCGCCUCCGCUCUCAUCUACCAGGGCACCAACUCGGCUAUCUACUACGUUGUUGGUCUGAUCGUCUACUUCUGGGCUUACAGCGAAGGAGAGAUUAUCUGUGCUAAGCCGUGGACACUUCCUCAAAGAGGCCGCAGCGGCGGUCGCGUCUAA